AUGAUUAUAAAGAUAGUCACGAAGACAAGUAUUACUGGAGUAGAGACUAUUUCUGACGAUCAGGAUGGAUGUGAUAUCGAAUAUGAAAAGGAGUAUUUGUUAUGGUUUACGAAUGGUGAGGUGACAAUGUGUGCAUUCAAGAAGCUGUUUGAGAUGGAGAAGCAGAUAAUGUUCUAUGUUGAUAAUUUUGAGUUUUUUCUGUACAAAAUGCGAUUGUUUAAGGACUGCACGUUUGAGUUUGUUGAAUGUGACUCUGAAGGUGACGAUAGAAGGAUUGAAAGAUACAUUGAUAUGGAAAAUAAAUUGGGAGGAUGUGAUGUGGCACGAGGAGUUGAGGUUUCAUUCAAGCCGGAUGUGUUUAGAUCAAUACGAACUUCGCUUACAAGGCCAGAUGUGUAUAUGUGUGAAGAAAGCAUGAGUACGGCAAUAUAUGCAAAGCUGAGCAAAAGAUACAAGUAUGAAGAUUUGAAGAGGAUGGUGAAGGAUGAUUAUGCAAAUGCAAGGUUUAUGAAUAUAUUAGACUUUGAUGAUGAUUUUGAUAGACAUCUGAAGAGUCUUGUAUUUGCAGGUGUUGUGAAGAUAUAUGGAGGCAUGUUUGGUAGAUGGAGUCAAUAG
Ordospora colligata OC4 is the source of this 615-nucleotide messenger RNA. RefSeq lists its product as uncharacterized. The coding region runs from base 1 to 615 and encodes 204 amino acids. The record is from RefSeq and is a predicted model, not a curated record. NCBI's taxonomy places the organism in Eukaryota, Fungi, Microsporidia, Ordosporidae. The transcript has a single exon.